CUUGACACAACAACCGGAACAGGAGCGCGCACUAGCGAAGUCUUGUUAGUCCGGACUAGCUAAGUAACGGCUUCUACCUAGAUAGUUAGCAAGUCGUGUGACUACUUUGAAGCGAAGAAAUGGCUGAAGAAAGAUCGGAGCGAUCCGACGGGAGGAUCGUGAAAAUGGAGGUUGAUUACAGUUCAACCGUGGAGCAGCGUCUCCCAGAGUGCGAGAAAAUGGCUAAAGAUGGAAGACUGCAGGAGGCAAUUGAAAGCUUGUUGUCUUUGGAGAAGCAAACAAGAACAGCUUCGGACAUGGUGUCAACCUCAAAAAUUCUGGUCGCAAUUGUACAGAUGUGUUAUGAGGCUAAGGACUGGGAUUCCCUGAAUGAAAACAUCAUGCUUCUUUCCAAAAGGCGGAGUCAGCUGAAACAGGCAGUUGCCAAGAUGGUGCAGGAGUGCUACAAAUACGUGGAUGCAAUGACUGACCUGACCAUUAAGCUGAGGCUUAUUGACACCCUGCGUACUGUCACUGCGGGCAAGAUCUACGUGGAAAUUGAGCGGGCGCGGCUGACCAAGACCUUGGCAAAUAUUAAGGAGCAGAAUGGAGAAGUCAAAGAAGCGGCUGCAAUCUUGCAGGAGCUGCAGGUUGAAACGUAUGGCUCCAUGGAGAAGAAGGAGAAAGUGGAGUUCAUUCUGGAGCAGAUGAGGCUGUGCAUUGCUGUGAAGGACUACAUCCGCACUCAGAUCAUAAGCAAGAAAAUCAACACAAAGUUCUUUCAAGAGGACGGCACAGAGGAGUCAAAGCUGAAGUAUUACAAUCUGAUGAUUCAAGUGGAUCAACACGAGGGAUCUUACCUCUCCAUAUGCAAACACUAUCGUGCGAUUUAUGAUACUCCCUGCAUCUUGGAGGACAAUGGAAAAUGGCAGCAGGCUUUGAAGAGUGUUGUCCUGUAUGUGAUUUUGGCCCCCUAUGACAAUGAACAGUCUGACCUGGUGCACAGAAUCAAUACUGAUAAGAAAUUGGAAGAAAUUCCCAAAUACAAAGAUCUGCUGAAGCAGUUCACCACAAUGGAAUUGAUGCGUUGGGCCUCUUUGGUGGAGGAUUAUGGGAAGGAGUUGAGGGAAGGUUCCCCAGACAGCCCAGCAACUGAUGUCUUCUCCUGCUCUGAGGAGGGGGAGAAGAGGUGGAAGGACUUGAGAAACAGAGUGGUAGAACACAACAUAAGAAUAAUGGCCAAGUAUUACACCAGGAUCACAAUGAAGAGGAUGGCUGGACUCCUCGAUCUGUCUGUUGAUGAGUCUGAGGAGUUCCUCUCCAGCCUGGUGGUCAGUAAGACCAUUUAUGCCAAGGUCGACCGACUAGCUGGCAUCAUCAACUUCCAGAGGCCAAAGGACCCCAACGAUCUGUUGAAUGACUGGUCCCACAAACUGAACUCACUCAUGUCGCUGGUCAACAAAACCACCCACCUGAUUGCCAAAGAGGAGAUGAUACACAAUCUUCAGUAACAAACACUGGGAAGUCCUGUUCUUUUUGUCGAAAUGUUGGAUUACACAGGCCACAUGUAAACAAAGUGUAAAUCCACCCACAACCAUCCUGUUUAAUGGAAAGAGAUUGCUGCCAUACUGUGCUCUCCUGAGCAGUUAUGAUCAGCUUUUAUUUCUAUUUGAUUUUCAACAAAUGUUAUUUUGGAAAAGGUGGUAGAACGAUUAUAGGAUUGUUCUGUAUAAUUAUACCACCUCUUCCCCUAACAAUUCCAUGCAAUGUGGCAAAUGUUUCCGUGUGUAAUAUUUGAACUGACUGCUCCCAUAUUUAGAAUGAUCCUUUGAAUAUUUGACAUGUUGUGCUAGCGGUCUAGAGUGGUUGUUGGUAACAGAUGGAGUUAUAGGUUUUCUGUUGUGUUCUGUCAAUGUUUUACAUUUACCUGUUAUAAGGGAUUAUGAUAUACAUAAAGUCGGCAAAAUAUGCUGUAUUAAAACAUU
Molecule: messenger RNA, 1964 nt
Organism: Conger conger (European conger)
Lineage: Eukaryota; Metazoa; Chordata; Actinopteri; Anguilliformes; Congridae
Gene: psmd12
Product: proteasome 26S subunit, non-ATPase 12
Exons: 11
Coding region: 120-1490 (456 amino acids)
Cellular component (GO): nuclear proteasome complex; proteasome regulatory particle, lid subcomplex; cytoplasm
Source: RefSeq, a predicted model, not a curated record